GGGUCAACUGCAAGAUCUGUUCCCACCUUGCUGGCCGAAUAUAUGGUCGACAAGUGAUUUCUCACAGGGCACCCUGCCCAAUGCUCCAGUGACGUCUAGUCAUCUCAAUUGCAAUCGGGCUUCAUUCGAUAUACUACUCAUGUUUAAGGUUGUGGUGACUCCUAAACAUCUAUUGCAGAGACGAUGCCGGAGAUUGCAAGAUCCACAGCUCCGGAGGCGACUGGGUUGAAGGAGGACGAGGAGUCCUCUCCUCAAGCAAAGGCGGAGCCUUCUCCUCCGAACCGGGACGCGGAAUCGCUUCCAAAUCCCAAAGCGUCACGAAAGCGAACGAAAACUGGAUGUUUAACGUGUCGCAAACGUCGUAUAAAAUGUGGGGAGGAGAGGCCUACUUGCAAGAAUUGCAUCAAGUCCAAACGGUCUUGUGAAGGCUACAAUCCUCGAGUAAUUUUCAAAGAUCCAUUGAGUGCAAUACGGACACCAGGAAAUGCUUAUCAAAGUAACUCACUCAACCUUCCCCGGCUGGAUCGAUCUUCAACCUCGAGUUCAUCCAAUGCUGGUCAUUCUCGCGGUCAACCGACAACUGCUCCGACGAAUCCUCUUCCCGCAAUUGCUCCGCGGCCCGUCCCUCAGUACGAUCCGCAUCUCUCAACGUUCUCUUCCCUCGCAGCGCUUCAAAGUGCACCUGUAUCGUUUCCUGCGCCCACCCAUUCACGAAAUGACAGCAUUCCCGCCGUCCCAGAGAAUUUGCAGGCACAAACAUCGCCUUUUUUUCAUGCAAGAGCGCCGGCAGAAUUCCAACAGUUGGCCAGCCACAUGCCAUCGUCAUUCCUCUUAGGUCGAGACGCAAUAUAUCCUGCAGAGCCGUCAUCGGGGGAUUACACCGAGCUCGUUAGCCAAGCCCACCCGGCAUCUUUUUCACAAUUUGUGCCAGGGGUUGGAAAUUCACCCGGAAUCGAAACAGCAGUUGAGGUUGCCGGCAACCUUCAGGGUGCUUCGGUGGCAGAGUAUCAACCGUCACCAUCCUGGAGAACAGCAACGAGCCAUGAAGUCGAAGGUUCAGGGACUACUCAAUGGCCUUCAACGACUGAGGAGGCUUGGCAAUCUGGGCCCUCUCAAGUCAUCGGCACAGGAUCUCACAAUGCAGUUCCUUCAGUGCCGUUAGGGACACCACUCGACCAACAUUUGAAAAUGCCGCACAGCGGAGACCCCCCCAUCAAAGCAGAUUCCGCAGAUAUUGGCGGAUACUUCUUGGGGUAUAAAGAAGAAGAAAAGUAUUCGGAUAUUGAAACGGACGAUUUAGGCGAGGACGAUGUCAUGCAGACAGACAGCGAAGUUGCGGUAGAGGACCAAAAUACAGGUCUUAUUCGUGCGCUUCAUGCAACCCAGGAUGAAAAGCUGAUGCGUUCGUUCACCUCCUUUCUGAAUGAACCUAACAUUCUUUCCACCUACCGCCCGUCAAUGAUCGCAACGCCGCUGCUGGAUCCGAAAACGGCUAGAAUUUUUUGUCAUUUUAUUACGGCUACGGGCCCAAGCCUGUCCAUAUUCGAGAGACAUCCGAUGAAUCCAUCAGUGAUUCUCACUGGUGCACCAGUUCCCCAUGCUCAACAGAGCCUUUGGACCUAUGUUCUCCCUGUUAUGGCCCUCCAUCACCAAGCGCUUUUACAUGCUAUGCUCGCACUGGCAAGUUUACACAUUUCUCGGCUUCAAAACACGUCAUCUACGCCCUCCUUAAAGCAUUAUCACUAUGCAUUGCGCAGAGUGGGACGAUGCGUCGCGAGUCACUCUCAACGGCUGGAAAUUGCAACUCUGGCUGCAACAUUACUCCUUGGUUUUUAUGAGGUCAUGACAGCUGAACAUACAAAGUGGAAUAGCCACCUUUCGGGUGCGAAACAGCUCAUUGCGGAGCUAAAUCUAGCUGAAAAAUCUAAAAGACUGCGUGGAAUGAAGCGCGAAGCAGCAGCAACGAUUAAACAAGCGCAGGAUGCUUAUUUUGCCGGUGAUCCAACCUCACUGUCAAACCUUCACAUGAUGGGGCUUAACCCGCUCGCAAACGCUUUUCGGCCAGAGGAUGAUAUAGAUGAGAAGCUUAUUAGCAAGCUUAUGGGCCGACAGUUUCGUUAUGACUAUUAUGGACGCGUCAUAGACGGCGAGCUUGGAGGCGUCGCGGGUGCGCCUAAGCCGCCACUGAGUCCUCAAGAUAUUGAGAAUUUCAAGACCCAACAGGAUCUCUUUUGGUGGUAUUGCAAGCAAGAUGUCUAUCAAAGCGUGUUGAGCGGCAAUGCUCUACUACUGGACUACGACCGUUGGGCGGACUGUACUCCACGAGCCCCUAUCGGCAGGCUGAACGCUGUGUACGGCACUGUUGACCAUUUGGUUUUACUCUUAGGUCGCAUAGCCACCUUUGCAUGCAAUGACCUUCGGCGGAAAAGGAGGGUGAUAAAAGCGAACGGGGGUGUUUGGAGACCGCCAAAAAAAUUCCAAGCUGGGCCUACCAAUGCUGCGGCAACAAAUCAAAAUCCAUUACGCUCGCAGAACACUGCUCAGCAGAAUCCCAUGGAUUCUCAAGGGGCCGAGGACACGCAAUCCGUUAGAAAGAGGCCCUUGACUGGACCUAAUCCCUCUACUGCCCCUCCACAGGGAUUUCCAUCGGGCGCUUCCUCCGCUGGGCCAGGCGGACCCCCUCCGAUGGGAAUCAAAAUGCCAUCGAUGUAUGGAAUGGUACCUAGUGAGGGGCCUCCAGACAUGCCUAGUGCAUUUACAGCUACAACAUUAAAUCCUCGCACAUCCUCAUCGUCGUCCUCAUCAUCAACUACGCUACCACACGGAACUUCCACUACAGAUACAACCAGCAGUCUCCCAAAUAGCGGUGCUUCGAGCCGCCCGCACCACAUUUCUACAGUUGACGACAUCGAGCUAGAGGCGGCUACUGUAGAGGCGGAAGAGGAGUGGAGUCAAAUAAACGAUGCGAUAAACACUUUCGAAGAGUCUCUUGGAUCAGAAUAUCAACCUCUCUCACCCGAAUAUAUGCAACCUACAUCUACGCCUUUUGGCCCUGCGAUCUACUAUCGCACCUACUCGAUGGCAUGCAUGUGGGCUCUCUUCUACACUGCGCGCAUCAUUGCUGCGCGGGUUCAACCGAGCAUGCCACCCGCUGCCAUGGUAGCCGCUGGGAUCGCAGCUCGCGACACAGCCCAGCUCGCAAACCUCAUUGGCCGUAUUGCCGCCGGUAUACGGCCAACUCCACCCUCACAGCCUUUGAAUCCAUCGCUCGGCGCUGCGCUCGUCGAGAUCUCCCUUCCACUCUUCUUUGGUGGUAUUCAAUACAUCGAUCCCGCUCAACGAAAUUGGGUAAUUGCCCGACUCAUGGACGUCACACGCCGCACAGGCUGGAGAUCAUCGGCCGCCAUUGCCGCCGGCUGUGAAGCUGCAUGGGUACGAGCUGCCGAAGCCGGUCGUGGCCCGCCGUAUCACCGCCGAACUGAUCCCCUCAUGGACGAGACUCGAGUGGCCGCCAAUCGCGUGCCACAGAAUGCUGCCCAGUCUGAUCAUUCUGCCAGGUCCACUGGAGAUGAAGCGAAAGCUGGAGAUGUCCAUGCGCAAUUGAAUAAUCUUGACAGAAGAUUCGUCACAGUCAAUUCUCAGGCGAGAUUACAUUACGCUUUGGGUUUACUGUCAGUUGAAGAAGACAUUGCUCGGUUGGAUAUCAACUGAAUUUCCAACGUCCCGGGGUGCCAUUGCGAUGAUGGGAAGCUUCGAGCGUUGCCCGCAAAACAGCAGAACUUUUGUUAUAACACCACAUCAUUACCCCUCACGCCCUGCAUGAUCUCACCUCUUUUUAACAUAUCAUCUUUCUUGGAAAAAGCCUUGCCAUUUCUUGGAUAAACGCAAACGCAUCAUCAGCGGUAUUUCAGCGUUGCAAUUUCCCCCUUUCUUCGUAGGAAUAUACCAUUUGCAGCGGCAGAACCCUAUCAAUUGGCUUCCGUUUCAAU
Messenger RNA from Xylona heveae TC161, 3989 nucleotides. RefSeq lists its product as hypothetical. Gene Ontology annotation, cellular component: nucleus. Gene Ontology annotation, molecular function: transcription cis-regulatory region binding; zinc ion binding; DNA-binding transcription factor activity, RNA polymerase II-specific. The coding region runs from base 184 to 3711 and encodes 1175 amino acids. Lineage: Eukaryota; Fungi; Ascomycota; Xylonomycetes; Xylonales; Xylonaceae. The transcript has 4 exons. Gene Ontology annotation, biological process: positive regulation of transcription by RNA polymerase II. The record is from RefSeq and is a predicted model, not a curated record.